Molecule: messenger RNA, 2805 nt
Organism: Rhodotorula toruloides NP11
Lineage: Eukaryota; Fungi; Basidiomycota; Microbotryomycetes; Sporidiobolales; Sporidiobolaceae
Product: ATP-dependent peptidase
Exons: 5
Coding region: 1-2805 (934 amino acids)
Source: RefSeq, a predicted model, not a curated record
AUGUCGACGCUAGCCAUCAGACCCGACGAACCCCCGAACGAGCGACACCGCGACACCGUCCCCGACCUUGACCCGUCUGGCGGAGGAAGACGUCCGGCCAUGUCUCCUCGAGAUCGGUCGCCUGCCAGCUCUCGUGGCUCGCAGGACGACAGCUCGUCGACACUGUCGGAUCGUGGGCGAGCGCGCAGGCGUUCGGCGGGCUCGGAACGGUCGGAUCAGCCUGAAGGAGCGGAGGAGACUGCGGAUCUGCCUCAGGCUUCAGGCCUGGCGCAUCCCGCUUCUCCCGAGGCACCUCACCCGAUCGCCAGGUCCUCCUCCGCCACCACGUCUGUCCCCGCGCCUUCUGCUUCCGUGCGCGCCGAUCGCCUCGACCACCAGCUUCAGACCACGUCUCCAGAUUGUCCCGCCCCGUCUCGCAUGCGCCGCGUCGCUCGUGUCUCUCCCAAUUCCCGCAACGAGCGCCCCGUCCCGUCCGCCAUCCCUUCCUCGAACUUUUCCGCCCACCAUCGACCAGCCCACGGUUUGCGUCGACAAUCCUCCCUCCCUCCGUCGAGUCGCCGCGCGAGGGCGAGCUCGCUGAGCCCGCCGUCGACCUCGUCAGGUCUCGCUUCUUCCUCGUCCCGUCCGUCUCGGCACCUGGAUCCUGACCAGCAUUGGCUUUCAGAGGACGAGGCGCACGACGCCGUCAGGGUUGCGGAUCGGCCGCGUCGGUCACGGCGAACGAGGUCGAGCAGGAGCGACGAUUCGGAAGGUCCCGAGCGCGACAGUCCCAAGCUCCUCGCCGCGUCGGGCCUUGGCGAAGACCCGACGUCGGCUCACCACAUCCACAACCGACCUUCCAAGGCGUUCAGACCGUCCGCGACGCCGCCGAUGGCAGAGUUGACGGACGGGCGAUCGCUGUCCGCUGUCGUUCCGGACCUCGCUCGCCUCCUCCUCUGCCCGUCGUGCCACAACCUCUACAUCGAUCCCGCCACACUCGCCUGCGGUCACUCGCGCUGCCUCGUUUGCUCCGGAAAGUCAGAUACCCUCGCCACCCCGCCCAUCGAGACGGCGUCGAUGACGACUCCGACCGCCUUCACCUUCACUCCGCCCGCCGUCGCGCGGCAUACGGCCGGCAUUGCCUCGCCUCUCCCCUCGCCGCCCGUCGUCGCUCACCUCGACAACAACCAGCUCUACCGAACCUUGUCGGCAACAUCGACCACCUCGACACCUUCCGUCGCCUCGACUGCGCAGACGCACAUCCCCGUCGACCUUCCCAACCUCACCUGUCCCGACUCGUCGUGCGACUACAACUUUUCGCAUCUCAUCGUCCCCCAUCUCCCGCUUCAUGUCGACUACACCUUGCGAAAGGUCAGCGAGAUGCUGCAGAAGGCCGUGCCGGGACUUGCAGAGUGGGCGACGAGCCUCGCGCCGAAGAACGACCCGCAUCUCGCGCCGUUGUUCUCCGACGUGCGGUUGGCCAGCGAGGCGCCGACCGAUGUCGAGGACAGCGGCGAGCAAGCGAUGGUCGAGGGCGACAUCCAGCCUGGUGCGAUCUCGCGCACGAGCAGCGGUAGCAGUGGCGGGGGCGAUGAGGAGACGAUCGAAGGACACGACGACAGCAAGCGUGCGCACAAGUCGCGCAAGUCGUGGCAAGCGAGCAAGAAGUCCAGGACGGCGUCCUUCAGCGACGUCUCGAUGGCUUCGCCGGCCGUCGGUCCUUCUCGCGCGUCGACGCCGAUGCCGCAAGUCGCACAACGGGACGACAAGCGCCUCGACAUCGCCGGUUUGUCGCCCUCGUUUCUCGCCGACCUGCACAACGAGUGCGAGUGCCAAGUGUGCUUCCAGCUCUUCCAUGAGCCGGUCACUUCGCCUUGCGGCCACUCGUUCUGCCGACAAUGCCUCGCCCGCUCGUACGACCACUCCGACAAGUGUCCCUUGUGCCGCGCCGACCUCCCGCCUCUCGCCUACUUCCGCUGGCAACGAUCCAACAUCGCGCUCACUAAGAUCAUCGAGACUGCUCUCCCUCAACAAGCCGCCGAGCGUGCCGCGACUGUCAAGGAGGAAGAACUUGCGCUCCUCGCCUCGGUACCCGUCUUCGUCUGCACGACCGCCUGGCCGGGCAUCAAGUGCUUCCUGCACAUCUUCGAGCCUCGUUACCGCCUCAUGGUCCGCCGCGUGCUCGAGACGCCCGAACGGUCGUUCGGGAUGGUCCUCCCGCUUCGCAGCGCAGGACCUGAUGCCGUCAACGAGUACGGUACCAUGUUGCGCGUCACGAGCUGCCAGAUGCUCGAAGACGGCCGCCUCAUCCUCGAGACGAUUGGGACAUACCGCUUCCGCCUCCUCGAGCGCAGCAUGGUCGACGGGUACAACGUUGGCAAGGUUGAGCGCGUCGACGACGUAUCGCCGGAACAAGAAGCCGAGCUCGAGCGGGUUGCGCUCGCAAGGAACGAUACCCUCCAAGACGAGUACGCCGAACCUGAACCAGUCGGACCGGACGGCGUGCCCCUCUCGAGACCGCCCAUGACGGGCAACAUCGAGUUGUCGACCGACCAGCUCAUGCAGAUCUGCCUCGACUUCCUCACGACCCUGCGCGCUAGCUCAGCGCCGUGGAUUAUCGAGCGGCUGAACCGGACGGUCGGCGAGGUGCCCAACAACCCGCACGAUUUCAGCUGGUUCGCCGCCGAGGUCUUCCCGGUUGAAGAUCACGUCAAGGUCACCCUCCUCCAGAUCACGAGUGUGCGCGAACGUCUGCGCUUGAUCGUCUUCUGGAUCGAGCAGUUCAGGUCAUCGUGGUGGUACAGCCGAGGCUGCAACAUCGCCUAG